Oryzias melastigma (Indian medaka) is the source of this 622-nucleotide messenger RNA. Its product is annotated as glycoprotein hormone beta-5. Bases 143 to 550 code for a protein of 135 amino acids. The record is from RefSeq and is a predicted model, not a curated record. Gene Ontology annotation, molecular function: hormone activity. Gene Ontology annotation, biological process: G protein-coupled receptor signaling pathway; regulation of thyroid hormone receptor signaling pathway. The transcript has 3 exons. Lineage: Eukaryota; Metazoa; Chordata; Actinopteri; Beloniformes; Adrianichthyidae. Gene Ontology annotation, cellular component: extracellular region; cytoplasm.
CAUUAUUUGUGACUUGGGGUCUCCAACGGUAUUUUAUUCUGAUUGCCAUGAUGUCAGAGUGUCCUACAACUCUAACAACCUUCACCAAACAACAAGGGCAGGUUAGUCCCACUGACCACAGCGUACGGGAGCAGCAUCUAAGAUGGUUCAUACCUUUAAAAGCACCUUGAUUCGCCCUCCUCCCCUCCCCACGCUCCUCCUGGUUGCCAUGGGAAUAGUGAUGUGCGUGUCCGUGACAGCGCCACUUCGUGGUUUCAGAGGCUGCGCGGUGCGUGAGUUCACCUUCGUGGCUCAGAAGCCAGGCUGCAAGGGGCUGCGCAUCACCACAGAGGCCUGCUGGGGGCGCUGUCACACCUGGGAGAGGCCCAUCCUGGAGGCCCCGUUCAUCCACCGUCACCACCGCGUGUGCACCUACAGCCACAUGCGCAUCCUGAGCGCCCGUCUGCCGGGCUGCCUGCCCGACGUGUCCCCCCUCUACCACUACCCCGCCGCCCUGCAGUGCCACUGCUCCGGCUGCUCCACGCUGGACACGGAGUGCGAGACCUUCUGAAGGCUCCGCCCCUCUCCACAACACCUCUGUACACUAGCAUGUUAUAAAUAAAGGUUGGAUUUCUAGCAUUAA